AUGGCGAAUCUUAAUACAACAGAAGUUCACUUUCAAGAAUUGAUCAUAACUGGUUUCCAGGAUAUUUGGGACAGAGAAUCAAAGCUAAGUCUAUGUUCACUUUUCCUUUUGACUUACAUUAUCACAAUCCUUGGAAAUUUGGUGUUCGUCAUUUUGGUCAAAUUAAACAGAAGACUGCAUGCACCAAUGUAUUAUUUUAUUUGUAAUUUAGCAUUGCUGGAUAUCUGCAUUCCUUCUGUUACUGUACCAAAAAUUGCAUCAUAUUUAUUAUUUGAGAACAGAUCAAUUAAGUUGGAAAUGUGCUUAACUCAGAUGCUUUUCUAUAUUGGACUAUGGAUUGCAGAGUCAUUUUCCCUUACUGUAAUGUCAUAUGACAGGUACCAAGCCAUAUGCAACCCUCUUAUGUAUCCUUCAGUUAUGAGCAACAACAAAUCCAUUAAACUGUCUAUUAUUUGCUGGAUAGGAGGCAUGACUAUAGCAUUAUUUCCAUGUUACCUUUUCCUUAGGGCUCCUAUAUGUGGAUCCAAUAAAGUAAACCACAGCUUUUGUGAUUAUUUUGUUUUGAUACAGCUGGCUUGUACUAAUAUAGCAUCAUAUUCUGCUGCAGGUUUUACUGCUUCAUCUUUUUUGGUUCUCCCUUUAGUUGUUAUCUUGUUUUCUUACAGUAGAAUUAUGUUAACACUGCAAAAAAUCACUUCAUUAGAGGGACGCAAAAAGGCUUUUUCUACCUCAGCAAGUCACUUACUGGUGAUUGCUAUGUUCUACUUGCUGCCAGUUUUUGCUUUCAUAUGUAAUAAAACACCUGGAUGUUCUGCUAAUACCUGGCUUAUGGCUGCUACUAUGCAAAAUAUUUUGCCACCAAUGAUUAAUCCAUUCAUUUACUCAUUCAGAACAAAAGAGAUCAGAGAGUGUUUCAUACAAUUAUUAAGAAGCUUAUUUGGGUCAAAACUUCCUUUGGCAUAA
Molecule: messenger RNA, 963 nt
Organism: Protopterus annectens (West African lungfish)
Lineage: Eukaryota; Metazoa; Chordata; Ceratodontiformes; Protopteridae
Product: olfactory receptor-like protein OLF3
Exons: 1
Coding region: 1-963 (320 amino acids)
Biological process (GO): G protein-coupled receptor signaling pathway
Cellular component (GO): membrane
Molecular function (GO): olfactory receptor activity; G protein-coupled receptor activity
Source: RefSeq, a predicted model, not a curated record